Messenger RNA from Phaeoacremonium minimum UCRPA7, 405 nucleotides. RefSeq lists its product as hypothetical. The transcript has 2 exons. The record is from RefSeq and is a predicted model, not a curated record. NCBI's taxonomy places the organism in Eukaryota, Fungi, Ascomycota, Sordariomycetes, Togniniales, Togniniaceae. The coding region runs from base 1 to 405 and encodes 134 amino acids.
AUGCCUCACCUACCUCAUCCGAUCAAGCAUCAUCAUGAGAAGAAGGCCAAUGACAAGCCGAAUCUAGACAGCAAAGACAGCAGCAAUGACAUAGAGAAGAUCAACACAGACUACAAGGGCAAACUGGACGAAGUUGCGAUCAAGGCACGUGGGCAACACAACGAGAAUACCAGUGGUGAUGACAGUGGCAGCGGAUCAUAUACGAACGCAGCCAUAGAAACAGUGUCUCAGUAUGUCCCCGCGCUGGGCAAGAUGCUGGGCAAGGAGGACACGCAGGAAGAGUCGACUACUGCACCCCAGACCAGCAUUCCAGGCCCACCUGAGCGGCCCGACCACGACCUACAGAUAGAGGAAUUCGUACGUGACCAGCAUCGCAGCAAGAAGCCCGACGGGCAGAUGGAGUAG